GGCACGGAUUUCCACCCUGAGCUGGUGUUGCCUCUCUCCUUCCUCUUGGCCAACCUCUCUUCCACCAAUAUAAGCCCAAACUGGAGGCCAGCAGGCAGUCAUGCGUUUUAUGGCAGGCCCUGCAGGGAGCCAGAGUCUGGGUCCCCUGUGCUUCCACAGCAGCCCCCAAGCCCUCUACACGGUCCUCUUAAUAGUGCUGGUCAUGAUGAGCUUGGUGUUUGGUAAGUUUGUUCCUGUCAAUUGGGAACCCCCUCAACCACUUCCAUUCCCCAAAUACCUGCGCUGCUACCGAUGCCUCUUGGAGACCGAGGAGUUAGGGUACCUUCUGGGAUCUGACAUCUGCCUCACCCCGGCUGGCAGCAGCUGCAUCACUCUCCACAUAAAGAACAGCAGCGGUUCUGACGUCAUGGUGAGUGACUGCCGAAGUAAGGAGCAGAUGAGUGAUUGUUCAAAUACCCGAACUUCUCCGGUGUCUGGCUUCUGGAUAUUCUCUCAAUGCUGCUUCCUGGAUUUCUGCAAUGACCCUCAAAACAGAGGGCUCUAUACUCCUUAGUGUGACUGCAGCAAACUUUGGUGUAAAAUUCCACCAGUUUCCAGCCACCUUCCUGACUUCUAUCUGGGCUUGGCCAGGACUUCUAGUCCCUCAUACCAGCCCUCCUUGCCUCCCUCCAGCCACUGGACCCCAGCCUUGGCUCUUCCUCUUGGUUGAUGCCCUUUAGCACACUUACUCCUACUCUGCACCCCCCAGCCCUACUGCCCACCAGGUUUCCUCUCUUGUCCCCUAGUCCCUGGAUGUUUCUCCCAAAUAAAUUUGUGUGCAAACUGUU
Pan troglodytes (chimpanzee) is the source of this 827-nucleotide messenger RNA. It is a transcript of the gene LY6G5C, whose product is annotated as lymphocyte antigen 6 family member G5C. The record is from RefSeq and is a predicted model, not a curated record. Lineage: Eukaryota; Metazoa; Chordata; Mammalia; Primates; Hominidae. The transcript is spliced from 3 exons. Bases 101 to 553 code for a protein of 150 amino acids. Gene Ontology annotation, cellular component: external side of plasma membrane.